CUUCCCUCAACCUUUCACCCUUCCAAACCCACUCCCCUUUUUCUUCCUCCUUCCAUUUUCUAUUCCAUUCUAAUUCUUCCAUUAUAAUUUUCAUUCAUUCUCUUCAACCCCUUCUAAUUCUUUCAAAAUCAAAAAUGGCAGUGGAACUCAUGGGGUUCCCAAAAUUAGAUGAACAAAAGGCUAUACAAGAGGCUGCAUCAGAAGGUCUCAAAGGCAUGGAACACCUGAUCCUAACCCUUUCUCAUCAACCAACUCAAUUGAACACUCAACUCACCGACCUCACCGUUUCAAAAUUCAAAAAAUUCAUUUCCUUGCUAAACCGAACCGGUCACGCUCGGUUCAGACGAGCCCCGGUUCACUUCUCAACAUCACCGGUUCGACCUCAAACUCCACCGGUUCAAUCAACACCUUCAACCUCUUCACUUCCCCCGCCUCAAGUUCAAUCAUCGGCCAUCUCGUUACCGCCGCACUUUCCUUCUCCGUCGUCGGCUCCGGUUACAAAUCGCCACGCGCCGGCGAACUUCGUCCAACCGCAAUCACAUAGCCUCACGCUUGAUUUCACGAAGCCAAACGACGUCGUUUUGAACAAACCCAUGGUUGAACUUGAAUUCUCGAAGGAAACAGCAACGUUUAGCGUUUCUUCGAAUUCGUCGUUCAUGUCCUCCGCCAUCACCGGCGACGGCAGCGUUUCCAACGGGAAACAAGGUUCCUCGAUUUUCUUAACUCCGGUGGCAGUAGCCUCGACAGCACCGACAAUCUCCGGCGGAAAACCGCCACUGUCGUCGGCUCCGUCUAAGAAAAGGUGCCACGAUCACGGUGAUCACUCCGACGACGUUUCAGGCACAAAUAAGUGCCACUGUGUCAAGAGAAGGAAAAAUAGGGUAAAGAGGACAGUAAGAGUGCCGGCGAUAAGUUCAAAGACCGCCGAUAUACCACCGGACGAGUACUCGUGGCGAAAAUACGGUCAAAAACCGAUCAAAGGUUCACCGUACCCGCGAGGUUAUUAUAAGUGUAGCACAGUGAGAGGGUGCCCAGCGAGGAAACACGUGGAGCGUGCACCAGAUGAUCCAGCGAUGCUGAUCGUAACUUACGAAGGGGAACACAGACACGCGAUUCAGGCUGCGAUGCAGGAGAACGCAGCCGGGGUUGUGGGUUUGGUAUUCGAGUCAACGUAAAAGAAGGAAUUAAAAUUAAAAAAAAAAAUGAAGAAAGUGGGGAGUGGAUGACUUUUCUUUAAAUUAAAAAAAGAAUUUUUUUUGUUAGAAGAAUAUGAGUGGGAAGUUAAGGUGGGAAUGCGUUGUAAAUUUGUUUUAUUAUAUUUAAUAUAUUUUAAUAUAGAGAGAUGGAAAAUAUGAAUAUGAAGUUUUUUAUAUUCUAUUUACUCACGAUAGUCGUUGCCAACCAUUAUUAAUUUUAUUUAUUUUAUGACUUUUUGUUGGGAAGAGGUGGUAUCCAAGGCAGGGUUUCAUGAUUAUAAAUAAAGUAAUAAUUGAGGUAA
Messenger RNA from Cicer arietinum (chickpea), 1498 nucleotides. Its product is annotated as probable WRKY transcription factor 11. Lineage: Eukaryota; Viridiplantae; Streptophyta; Magnoliopsida; Fabales; Fabaceae. The record is from RefSeq and is a predicted model, not a curated record. Gene Ontology annotation, molecular function: sequence-specific DNA binding; DNA-binding transcription factor activity. Gene Ontology annotation, biological process: regulation of DNA-templated transcription.